AGACAAUGUGCUUGACCUGAUAUUUACUAGAGCAAUAUUCACUCUCUCUCUCCCAAGACUCUCUCUUCUUCUAUCCUAUAAUCUCUCCUGUCUCUGCCUCUUCGACCCUACUCUCUUCCCUUUCCGCGUCCUUUGACUCUUACUGUCCCCUUUCCCCACUUUCGGUUCAACCCCCCCUUCCUGUUCCGUGGCUGAGUGACUCACUGCAUGCUCACAGAAUAGGGCUGGGGGCAGCUGAGUGAAAAUGGGGGGAACUAAACUUCUGGCCACUCCCCCUCUAACUUCUCCUCCUAUGUAUCCACUGCUAAAGCCACUUUCUGUCACUCUACAUUUCAAGCUUCUGCUUUAAAUCCUGGGAAACUUUUUUCAACUUCCUCCUCCCUAGAAUCAGUGGUGAGAAGCUGCUCAUACCUACUGCCUUUACGUUUCACGUUCUAGAGGAACACAACGACUAUAGGAAAAGCUAACAUUUCUGUUACCAGAAAGUGAUCUAAAAUGGCGAAUGUUCCCGAACUGCUGCUGCUGAGUUUUCAGCAUCUGGAUUCAGGCGAGCUGGAGACAUUUCAGUGGUACUUAAAGGGGCAUGUGUUGGAUGGAUUUCCUAGCAUCCCAAAGAGCCAGCUGGAGAAUGCUAACAGACAGGUCACAGUGGAUAAGAUGGUGGAGAGUUACGGCGAUGAGGGAGCUGUGCGAAUCACACUGGAUAUCAUGAGGAAAAUGAGCCUGAACAAUCUCUCAGAAAAUUUGGAGAAGAACUACAAAGCAGCAAUCUCUCGGAAGCGGUUAUGGAAGCAGGCUGAGAGGGAUGAACUGAAUGAGGAGGUCCCAAGCGGCUCAUAUGAACUGUCAUCUGUGUCUGAUGGGAAGCGUGGUCGUCAGAUGUCUGUGACCUCUAGGCUGGGGGAAGAGCUGGAGGAUCUGGGCAAGAAGACACAGGCUGAGUGGGAUGAGCUGAUCAGGGACUCAUCUGGAAUGUUGGCCCCGUCUAGGGUGGAGCAUAAUCAACUGGAGAUCACUAGGCUGAAGGAGAAGCAGAAGGAACUGAUCAUGAAGGAAACCCAGCUUGUUGAGUGUAUGAUAGUGGUUGUUCUGCAGCGACUUAAUGAAGUAAAGCUCCAGCAGUUUCAGUGGCACCUGACUAAGGGGAAGUUGGAAGUCUUCGAUCCCAUCCCAAAGGACCAGCUGAAGAAAGGUGACAGGAAAGACACAGUGGAUAAGAUGGUGGACAAGUACAGUCCUGACGGAGCUGUGGGAAUCACAGUGAAGAUUCUGAGAAAGAUUAAGCUAAACGAUCUCGCUGUUGAGUUAGAAAAUAACUACAGAGAAGCUGAGGGAGCAAAAGGACAUGUUAAUGGGAAAAGUCGAUUCCUCCACUCAAACUCUGGCCACCUCUCCAACUCACCAGAAUGGACGCCGCCAAUCUAAUGUUUCUGGAAAUAAGAGCUUUGGUGUAAAUUUGAUUUUUUAAACGUACUGUUUAUUUAUAUUGAAUAAUUCUGUGUUUUACAAGACAGACGAAGAGCAUUACACUUCCUCAGUUAAGAAUUUAGGUGAUCAAGGCAACAUCUUAUCACACAAUCUUAUGAGCUGAUAUGGUGUCUGUUGGACACCAUUGGACAUAAGCACAACAUUUUUUAUGAAGAUGUACAUACACUAUUUACUGGCAGUAAAAGUGUCGCAUAAGUAAAACGUGGGCGGCAGGGUAGCCUAGUGGUUAGAGCGUUGGACUAGUAACCGGAAGGUUGCAAGUUCCCUGAACUGAGCUGACAAGGUACAAAUCUGUCGUUCUGCCCCUGAACAGGCAGUUAACCCACUGUUCCUAGGCCGUCAUUGAAAAUAAGAAGUUGUUCUUAACUGACUUGCCUGGUUAAAUAAAGGUAAAAUAAAAAAUAAAAAAUGUCAGUGUUUUAGAAUGAGUUACUUGUUAUGUGUGUGCCCGAUGCCACCAAUCAUCUCUGAUUCUCUGCUGAGUGCGCAAUGUCAAGUGCGGAAUAUUUAGUGUCCUCAUUCAAAUAAUCCAUAGCCUAUAGGCUAUACGAAGUGCAUGCUCGGAGAAGCACAAAUUAUAUUUCUAAGAAAAUGUACUUCCUAAAUAUGAUAGGCUAUUUACGUUGACUGGAAAUAAGUAUUGAUUGGCUACAUUCAUUUGUCUAUCAGAUGUGUGCGUACUGGUAGUGAAGUCAGGUGCAGGAGAGCAGAGAUUUGUGAACAGGCGCACACUUUAUUUAGGCAAAAGUUCAAAAGUCACAAGAAUUAUGUUUAACAAUAAACAUCCUUCGAGAAAAAUAACACGGAAAAACAAGCCAGUCUGGCGCGUCAACAGUACACUGGUAACACAAAAAAAUCUUACACAAAGACAUGAUGGGGAACAGAGGAAUAAAUACAUGUAGAAUGAUUGAGGAAUGAAAACCAGGUGUGCAGGGAACAAGACAAAACAAAUGGAUACAUGAAAAAUGGAGCGGCGAUGGCUAGAAAGCCGGAGACGUCGACCAUUGAACGCCGCCCGAAUAAGGAGCCGACUUCGGUGGAAGUCAUGACAGUCUAGGCCUGUGAAUCGUAGGUUACUCAUCCUGGAUGUUAUGCAAGACUUUGCAAGUCAAGGGAACAUUUUCACACAAUCUAUGUGCACAAAUUUGGAAUUAAAUGUUGAUAUGCUGAUGGAAUCGGGGCUAGUUGUCUGUCCCAGUGCCAUAGAUAUAGGGAGUUUGACAAUCCCUGUUUUAUAAAAGAAUUCUCAUUUUAUUUUCAUGCUAACACCAAGAGAUCAACCCGGAAGGUUGUAGGCUAUAAUGGAUAAGGAGAGUGAGGUUGUCAGCUGUGGUCUGUGAACCCACAACCUUCCGGGCUGCAGCCCUGUGCGCUAUCAAAAGUGCUAUUGUAAUCCUUGAAAGUACUGUUUGCUUUUAAAAUAAGUAAAGGGUUCAAUUGGGCUGUGCACUCCUAAUAACCUCAAUGUCUUAAUAUGUAUUACUGUAGUAACCACACUCAAGAAAUAGUAUGAAUUAUCCUUUUAAUAUUAUUUUCUUUCAGGAGUAAAAUUAUUUCAUUAAUGACUUUAUGGUGUGAAAUUUAACAAUACAGAUAAUGAAUCAACAAUUAAUUCAAUCAAUACAACAACAAAAAGUCCUAAGUUGUACACAAGCACAACCAUGAAUUUGUCCAACGUAGUAUGUUGGAUUUUACUUGCAGUUCAGCGGUGAUGAAUUAAAGGAAUUUUGCAGUCUGUUGUGGUCCUUGACGUCCACAGAGCUGUAGAGUAAACCAGUCAAAUCCCACAAGGGGAGCUCCAACCAAUGAUUUAUAUAUAUGUACUAGAUAGCUAAUAGAGGGCACUGUGUUAAAGCCACCAUGCCUCCAUCUUGGCACUCCCUCACCAUUGUAAAAAAAUAUUUUGGAACGUAUGUAAACCCACAGUGGAGGUGUCAUAAUACCCAUACAACCUAGCUGUCAAACAGGGAAAUGGUUCCAAUCGUUUUCCCACCAUUAAUUUGUCCCAUCAGGGAUUUUAGAAACACUUAAAAUAAGGGCCGUGUUCCGUGUGGGUUUACCCUGGCAUGACAUUUUGAUAACCAUGUAAAUCUCUCUCGGACAAGGUGACUUUUAUCAAUAUAUUUGGUUCUAUUUACACUCAGAUUCUAAAAGGGUAAUUGGCAUCAAAGUAGACAUCAUGCAAAACUACAAAUCCCUGCAAACUCCUGAACGUCAUCUCUAGCUGACAACU
Molecule: messenger RNA, 3721 nt
Organism: Oncorhynchus kisutch (coho salmon)
Lineage: Eukaryota; Metazoa; Chordata; Actinopteri; Salmoniformes; Salmonidae
Exons: 8
Coding region: 496-1425 (309 amino acids)
Source: RefSeq, a predicted model, not a curated record